This is a messenger RNA of Caenorhabditis sp. 36 PRJEB53466, 444 nucleotides long. Lineage: Eukaryota; Metazoa; Nematoda; Chromadorea; Rhabditida; Rhabditidae. The record is from the annotation of a GenBank genome assembly.
AUGUCCGGAUGGAAUGCCUACAUUGACAACAUGAUCCUCAGCUCGCCAGCCAUCAAGCGUGCCGCCAUCGUCGGGCUUGACGGCUCUGUUUGGGCCAGAACCGAAGGCGACAAACAAUUCAAGGUGAACAUUUUGCUAUUCUCCUUCGAAAACUGAAAGAGAUGGUUUUAGGCCGGAGAAGCGGAGCUCAAGACGUUCACCGCACUCUUCAAUGACGUCUUCAACGUGCCGUCAACCGGAGCCGACAUCGAGGGCGUGCACUAUGUGGUGCCACGCGCCGAAGAGUCGCUCAUCUUCGGAAAGAAGGACAACACCGGCUUCUUUGCCGUCAAGACCAAGACCGCCGUGCUGAUCGCCGUCUACGAGGGACCGAACGAGGUGGCCGCUACGGUGCGCAAGACUGUCGAGAGCGUCGGUGGAUACCUGACCUCAUCCGGAUAUUAA